UCACGAGCUACGUUAAUUACGUAGCCAAUCCAGGGAAACUCUACGUAAAUUACGUAGAUUUGGUGCCAGCGUGCUGGACCCUGGACCUGAGCAGCGGGCAUACCGGGUGACCUUCACGGACUGACGGUUGGCUGAGUGACCGACCAGACCCAUAAUGUCCCCUCCAUAACCCAGCUCCAGAACCCACGGCUCAGCUCGCCAUAAUCCCGGCUCACAGGUGCUGGUUCCCGCUACUGCUCGGAGGAAUGGCUCGGUGCUCGGUAGUGAACCUGCUGUGGUUCGGGAACCGAGUGAUCAGAACCGGAUUCCUACGACCUCUGCACACUGCAGCGGUUAGCUCCGCAGCAGAACCGCGAGCUGGGUUCAAACCCGAGAAGGUUGCCGUGGUAACCAAAACCACGCGCUAUGAGUUCGAACAGCAGCGGUACCGGUACGCUGGACUCUCUGAGGAGGACCUGGAGCAGCUGCUCGCCUUGAAGGGCUCCAGCUACAGCGGCCUGCUGGAGAGACACAACAUUCACACCAACAACGUGAAACAUAUUCUAGAGAGCCUGCAGAGGAAAGGCAUCCAGGUCCGAGUGGUGAAGAGAAGCGAGUAUAACGAGGAGGUGGUCCGAUGGGCCGACGCCAUUAUCUCUGCUGGAGGGGACGGGACGAUGCUGCUGGUGGCCAGUAAGGUUCUAAACAAGGACAAACCGGUGGUCGGAGUGAACACGGACCCAGAGAGGUCAGAAGGUCAUCUCUGCCUCCCUGUGCGCUACACCCGCGCCUUCCCAGAGGCUCUGGACAAGCUCUGCCGUGGUGAGUUCAGGUGGCUGUGGCGCCAGAGGAUCCGUCUGCAUCUGGAGGGAACCGGAAUAAACCCGACCCCGGUGGACCUGCACGAGCAGCAGCUGAGCCUGGAGCAACACAACCAGGCUCACCGGAUCACCACCAUGGACCACCAGAACAGUACGGGAAGCGGAACCUUACAGCAGACCUACUCCAAGUCCAGCCUGCUUCCUGUCAGGAGCCUGAAUGAAAUCUUCAUCGGGGAGUCUCUGUCGUCCAGGGCGAAGUUAAAACCCUUCAAACCACAUGUUAAACUCUUGCUCCAUAGGGCCUCCUACUAUGAGAUCUCUGUGGACGACGGUCCAUGGGAGAAACAGAAGAGCUCAGGACUCAGCAUCUGUACCGGAACAGGGUCCAAAGCCUGGUCCUACAACAUCAACAAGCUGGCUGAGCAGUCUGUGGAGGAGGUUCUGAAAAUAGGAGCGAAUCGGGCCGGAGUUAAACUCCCGCUCAGCCGGGAGUUCAUAGAAAGAGUAACCGACGAGUACAACGAGUCGCUGGUGUUCAGUCCUGAAGAGCGGCGCCUGUUCUACAGCGUCAGGGAACCCAUCAGCAACAGAGUGUUCACCAGCAGCCGCCAGAGAGGCUUCGCCAACAAGGUGUGCGUUCGCUCUCGCUGCUGGGACGCCUGCAUGGUGGUGGACGGCGGCACCUCCUUCGAGUUCAACGACGGCGCCAUCGCCACGGUCAGCAUGAGCGAGGAGGACCAGCUCAGGACGGUCCUCCUGGAAAACUGAGACGGGUCAUAGCGGGGGGGGGCGUCAGAUCGAACCAAAGGGAAGUUCUGGGUUUCCUGGCCGCCAUGAAGGAGGCGGCGACAGGUUCUAGUUGCCAUUGAUCCAGGAUCAGGUUGUUUAGUUCUCCUCAGACUCUAAACCCAUGAUGAUGAUGAUGAUGACCUUCCUGUUCAUUGAAGGAGGAAAGUGAAGCUGCGUUAACGUCUGACUGAUGUUUGCUAUUAUUUCUGCUCUGAUUUGGAAAAAAAGAGAAAAAAAAGUGUUUCUUUUUACCACAGAGGAGAACAACAGACGGUUCUGAAUGUUGUGACACACAAUCCAUAAAAUCUCUGCUUUAGAACCCAUAUUUGGUUCUGUGCAGCCAGGACCGGUCCAUGGAUGAGACUGGCUGAACCCAUAAACUGACGCAGAGCUCCCAUAAUAAACCAUAUUUAUCUGCAAAACAACCGCGGCGCCUCGCAGGAUCCUCGUUCUUUGACUUUUCAUCUGAACCAUCAGCUGUUAGAACUGGACCGAAA
Cyprinodon tularosa is the source of this 2086-nucleotide messenger RNA. It is a transcript of the gene nadk2, whose product is annotated as NAD kinase 2, mitochondrial. The coding region runs from base 246 to 1568 and encodes 440 amino acids. The record is from RefSeq and is a predicted model, not a curated record. The transcript has 13 exons. Gene Ontology annotation, cellular component: mitochondrion. NCBI's taxonomy places the organism in Eukaryota, Metazoa, Chordata, Actinopteri, Cyprinodontiformes, Cyprinodontidae. Gene Ontology annotation, biological process: NADP+ biosynthetic process; NAD+ metabolic process. Gene Ontology annotation, molecular function: NAD+ kinase activity.